Selaginella moellendorffii is the source of this 1889-nucleotide messenger RNA. Its product is annotated as pentatricopeptide repeat-containing protein At2g13600. Lineage: Eukaryota; Viridiplantae; Streptophyta; Lycopodiopsida; Selaginellales; Selaginellaceae. Gene Ontology annotation, molecular function: RNA binding; protein binding. Gene Ontology annotation, biological process: RNA modification. The transcript has a single exon. The record is from RefSeq and is a predicted model, not a curated record. Bases 1 to 1869 code for a protein of 622 amino acids.
AUGCGAAGGCUCGCCUCCCGCAGCUCGCCCCUCCAGCGCAAAUCCAUCGGCGCCCUACAGGACGCGGAGCAGGAGAUCCUCUUUGGCGGGAGCUACUCGCGCAAGGACAGCCUCGACGAGCGCGAGCGCCCCAAAAAAUGGAGCAAGCCACCAUCGCCCAUGGCCAGCGCCAGCGCCAGCGCCAUCGCAGAGAGCUCAUCCAGCUCUGGCCUCCAGGCGUGGCUGGAGGAGCUCAAGAGCAGCGACGCCUCGAUCGCCCAAAUGGCCGCCGUGUUGCGCAGGUGUGUAGCUGAGAGGGAUCUGGGCAGCGGGAUCGGGGCGCACCGAUUGAUCCAGCAGCUGGGACUGGGCAGCAACGUCUUCCUCGCCAAUCUCCUCAUCCACAUGUAUGGCAAGCUGGGCGCGCUGGAAUCCGGCCGCGCCCUCUUCGACGCCAUGCCCGAGCGCAACAAGUUCACCUGGAGCAUCGUGCUGGCAGCGCACGCCCAGAACGGGCGCAACCGCGCGGCGCUGGAUCUCUACGAGCAGAUGUCCGCCACCGGCGUGGAGAUCGACGACGUGCUCGUGGCCACCGUGAUCGGCAUUUGUGCCAACCUCGGGGAUCUUGCCGCCGGGCGGAAGAUCCACGCGAGGGUGACGACUUCCAGUGUGAUCGUCCACACCGCGCUGAUCAACAUGUAUGGAAAAUGCAAAGAACCCGAGGAGGCCAGAGAGAUCUUUGACAAGAUGCCCGAUCGAGACGUGGUGGCCUGGAACGCCAUGCUCGCAGCAAAUGCCCAGAACGGGCAUUUGUACGCUCGCCGGGCCUUGGAUCUCUUCCGCGAGAUGGAGCGGCGGGGCAUCCGCCCGGACUCCUUCACGUACUCGUCAGUGGCGGCGGCGUGCGCGGCCAUCGGUCCAGCGGCGAUCGACGCCGGGCGCGCGCUCCACCUCCAGAUCCUCAAGAGCGGCUUCCACAGCGACGUAGCGCUAGACAACACGCUGCUCAACAUGUACGCUCGCUGUGGAUCCAUCGCUGAGGCCCGCAAGCUCUUCGAUGGGAUGCGUCGCAGGAGCGUCAUCAGCUGGAGCACCAUGGUGGCGGCGUACGCGCACGGCGGCCACCAUCGCCAAGCUCUCGAUCUCUACAAGGCGAUGGAGUCAUCCUCCCCGGCGGUGAAGCCCAACUGCAUCACGCACGCCAACGCGCUCUCGGCGUGUGCCGCGCUGGGGGAUCUGGCGGAGGGGCGGCGGAUCCACGCCAGGGUGGUGGCGGAGGAGUGGAGCGGCGCCGCCGUGGUGUGCUCGGCACUCAUCCACAUGUACGCGAAGUGUAGCUGCCUGGACGACGCGAGGAGAGUUUUCGACGAGCUCCGGCACAGGGACUUGGUGUGCUGGAACUCGAUGGUGGCGGCGUAUGCGCAGUUCGGGCAUCUGGGCAGUGCCGUGGCGGUGUACCGCGAGAUGGUGCUGGACGGGACGGACCCCAGUAGCAUCACGCUCAUCGGGCUCGUCAUCGGUGCCAGCCACGCCGGGCGAGUGGAGGAUGGUCGCGGCUACUUCGUGGAGUUUGUGGAUCACCACCGCGAGGUGGAGCUGCUGUGGGAGCACUAUAUGUGCCUGGUGGACCUGCUGGGACGCUGCGGCUGGCUCCAGGACGCCGAGGAGCUCGUGGAGACGAUGCCGUUCGAGCCGUGCGUCACGGGCUGGAUGACGCUGCUGAGCGGGUGCCGAAUACAUGGCGACGUAGAGCGGGCGGAGCGCGCUGCGGAGAUGGUGGGCGAGCUCGAGCCUGGCGGCGAAGGCGCGCAGUCCAUCCUCAUGCUUGGAGCUCUCGCGGAGAAGAAGGAGUGGGACGUGAUGAGCUUGAUCAAGCGCCACCUCGGGUGAGGUGGUGAGUUUGAGAGUUC